This is a messenger RNA of Scleropages formosus (Asian bonytongue), 1798 nucleotides long. Its product is annotated as receptor-type tyrosine-protein phosphatase C-like. The transcript has 11 exons. The coding region runs from base 110 to 1798 and encodes 562 amino acids. Gene Ontology annotation, molecular function: protein tyrosine phosphatase activity. Gene Ontology annotation, biological process: protein dephosphorylation. The record is from RefSeq and is a predicted model, not a curated record. Lineage: Eukaryota; Metazoa; Chordata; Actinopteri; Osteoglossiformes; Osteoglossidae.
CGCUGAUAAUGAGUAUCCCACUGCAUCUUUAAUGAGGUUGAGAAGACAACAAUGUAAUUACACCUUUUUGUUUACUUUUUAGAACAAAUGUGCUCAGUACUGGCCUUCCAUGGACAGAGAGACAGAGAUUUUUGAAGACUUUGUGGUGAAAAUCAGCACAGAAGACCAUUUCCCGGAUUACGUCAUUCGACACCUCACCAUUACCAACAAGCGGGAGAAGAGCUUGGAGAGAGAAGUGACCCACAUCCAGUUCACCAGCUGGCCUGACCACGGGGUUCCUGGCGAGCCGCACCUUCUCCUCAAGCUGAGACGUCGUGUCAACGCUUUCAAAAACCUCUUUAGCGGGCCGAUAGUAGUCCACUGCAGCGCCGGAGUGGGACGCACGGGUACCUAUAUCGGAAUCGACGCCAUGAUGGAGGGUCUGGAGGCAGAGGGAAGGAUGGAUAUUUACGGAUAUGUGGUCAAACUUCGUCGCCAGCGAUGCCUCAUGGUGCAAGUAGAGGCCCAGUACAUCCUCAUCCACCAGGCUCUGAUAGAGUACACCCAGUUUGGGGAGACGGAGAUCCACCUGUCAGAGCUGCACUCCACCCUCAACACCUUGAAGCAGAAGGAUCUAGGCUCUGAGACGACCCUUCUGGAGAUGGAGUUCCAGAGACUACCAAAGUACAAAAAUUGGAGGACUUGCAACACAGCAACAAGCGAGGAGAACAAGAAGAAAAACCGUUAUUCCAGACUUGUCCCAUUUGACUACAACAGAGUUCUCGUGAAACUCGAGGAUGAGGCUAGCCGUGAGAGUGACCAGGAGGAUGAGGAUUAUUCAACAGACGAAGAUGAUGAAGACUUCACCAAAUACAUCAACGCCUCAUACAUAGACGGUUACUGGGGUCCCAGAUGUCUAAUUGCUGCUCAGGGACCUCUUCCAGACACCAGAGCAGACUUCUGGCAAAUGAUAUUCCAGAAGAAGGCCAAAGCACUUGUCAUGCUUACAGACUGCAUGGAAAAUGGCAAGGAGUUCUGCUCACCAUAUUGGGGCGAUGAGAAAAUGGUCUUCGAGGACAUUGAGGUGGAAAUGAAAGACAGCAACAGCUGCCCUGCAUAUGAAACCCGGUGCAUCGAAAUACGACACACGAAGAGGAAAGAGAGCCGCAAAGUGUAUCAGUAUCAUUUCCCGAGGUGGACUGAGCAGCACCUUCCGGAGACCCCCGGAGACCUGGUGGACAUGAUAAAGAGCAUGAAGCAGAAGUUUGAGUAUGACAAAAUGAGGCCCGAGAGGAACAUGCCAGUCGUGGUUCACUGCAAUGAUGGAUCAACACGGACCGGUCUCUUCUGCGCACUCUGGAACGUUCUGGAGAGUGCUGACACGGAGAAGCUGAUGGACAUCUUCCAGGUGGUCAAGGCUCUGCGUAAGGAGAGGCCGGGGAUGAUGCUCAGCUUUGAGCAGUACCAGUUCCUGUACAACGCGGUGGAGCAAACGUACCCCACCCAGAACGGCGAGGUGAAGCAGAACCACGCCGCAGGAGCUGCGCAUGUGGUAGACGAGACCGAGGAGGCCAAGAAGGGCCAACCGGAGGAGAGCGCUGCCGGAGGCAUCCAGGAGGGGGACACUAACCCAAAGGCCUCCGAGCAAGCGGAACAGGGCGUUCCCUCAGCCGGUGCCCGAACGGAGGGAGGCGGCAAGGCCGAGUCCCAGGCGGGGGAGGGGGCGGUCGCAGAGCCCACCACGACCUCCGAGGACACCAAGACGUCUCCGGAAGCGGAAGGGGUCGCCAACGGUCCCGAUGUAAUUGUGGAGCUAUAA